This is a messenger RNA of Ostrea edulis (European flat oyster), 1501 nucleotides long. RefSeq names its product toxin CfTX-A-like. NCBI's taxonomy places the organism in Eukaryota, Metazoa, Mollusca, Bivalvia, Ostreida, Ostreidae. The record is from RefSeq and is a predicted model, not a curated record. The coding region runs from base 134 to 1363 and encodes 409 amino acids. The transcript has a single exon.
AGCACACACUGUGUUGACAAAAAGAGAAGUUAUUUGUUACCGUGUCCAUGUAGCUGCAUCAUACGUUUACGCUGAGAAAUCUGGUUUCUUUGAAUCUACUGGCAUUCUUUACUUCUUGUACUUUUAAUACAGAAUGGACAGCAUUCUCGUCUCCUCCGACCAGGAAAAUAUAGGAAGUUCGUUUGUGCAUGUGGAAGAUUCUAGGAGUCUUGUAAGAUCUCCGGACUUUGAUUCCAUUCAUGAGAAAAUCGUAAGUAAAUCGAUCGAAGCUAUUGAAGCCAUCGAACGGAAACCGUCAAAAAACGUGAUACUAGAUACGAUAUCCGUGGUAUUCAUUCUUAAAUGUUUGAUUGACGAAGAUAUCAGAAGUACGAUGGAUACGCGACUUAUGACAAUCUUGACAAAUUUCGCCCAAAGACUUUCUGAUUCAAACGUUCACGUUUUUCUUCGCUACAACGAUGAACAAUUUGUAUCGGAUUUAACAUCUACUCGGAGAUCUCAAUCCGAUGUGCUAUCUCUGUUUACUGGAGACAUGGAGGAUGUACCUAAGUUAAUGAAAAUGGUGUGUGAUGGGGCACCUUACUUGAGGGUGUUGCGAGAUCGGAUAAAGCGCUGUAUAUAUUCUUUUGAAAUGAAGUCUAGCAAUCCUGCCCUGGAAAGCCUGAAGUUAUAUGUGUGUCUACUCAUAUAUAGAUUGUUUUUAUUAGGACAAAUGUAUACAAUAUCAGCAAACUUAUCAAACGCAACUGUAGCAAACAUGAUGAGGAUGGAAUUUAAUAGACUCUACAAAGACAGUAGAGAUUUCCUUUCCUUCCUGUUGAAGCCAACAAUCGAUAAAGCGACUUUUUUCUCUCUGUUCCAUAAAUCUGAGUUUCUAGAAGUUGAUAUGUUUUUAAGGGAACAAAAUUUGGUUCUUCCUAGUCUUGAAGCGGACCUGAUUGGUAAACGUUUUGCGAUUCAACCAACAAUACCGUCAGAUGUGUGGAUGAAUAUGGCUUCAAAUAUAUAUGGCACGAUAUGGGGAACUUCAUGUUUUCCUCAUCAAGAUCGGAUUCAAUUUGAAUUCCAUUCGCUUGGAAGAGACAAUUUGUUCUACAUAAGUCCACUGAGAUGGUCGUCGUGGUAUGUAUAUGUGCACACAAACGGAUAUCUAUAUGGGUCCUCAAAGAGGCCGGGAGAUGAAGGAAUAUUCAAAAUUGUCAAAGUGGAAAAUGACAAAUUCAUGUUGUCUGUUUUGAAAUGGCCUGGUGAAUUUAUCUAUAUGUCGAAUAUAUUUCCAAAUUAUAUACUAAGGGGUCGCCAUGGAGAUUUGAUGGAUGGGAGAUUCCAAUGGACUUUCAUUGAAACACAUAUCUUGAAUUAAAUUCUUCUAGCGUAACUGUAUUGAAAGUUUAUACAAGAGUUUCACACGCUUAAAGAAACAAUCAAACAAGUUUAAGGAAUUUUUAACUUGAAACUACCACAGUUUGAAGUCUAGGGUAAUGAUGUAUAUCUAAAAUUG